Molecule: messenger RNA, 216 nt
Organism: Racocetra persica
Lineage: Eukaryota; Fungi; Glomeromycota; Glomeromycetes; Diversisporales; Gigasporaceae
Source: the annotation of a GenBank genome assembly
CUCCAUCACCAUCAAAAAAUCAAGUUCAACAAUCGCAAAGUAAUCAGAUUAGAAGUGACAAUGCGAGACAGCAAUCUAAUAAAGAUAAUCAAUGUGUAAAGCGUCAAUGUAGACAUAUGACAAAUAGUAAAAAAGUGAUACUCAAAAGUAUACUUUCUUUUGAUUCUUUCCCUGAAGACAUAGCUAUCGAAACCUUAAGAGAGCUUCAGGAUUAUA